This is a messenger RNA of Plutella xylostella (diamondback moth), 1388 nucleotides long. RefSeq lists its product as uncharacterized. The record is from RefSeq and is a predicted model, not a curated record. NCBI's taxonomy places the organism in Eukaryota, Metazoa, Arthropoda, Insecta, Lepidoptera, Plutellidae.
UAAAAAGUUAUUUUUCAAUGUUUAUUAUGUCUCUUUUUUAGGUUAUUUGAGGUGAAUUAUGAAAUUAAAGGUAAUAUCUUAUUUAGGAAUUCAGGGAAACAGACCAUGGGUUCCAAGUGUACGCUGCCCGUCCUACCAGCCUGCUGCUGUUGCCAGCUGCGCACAGGGUGUCUUAUUUAUGGAUAUUUGGUUAUUGUAAUAUGCGCAUCAUCAAUGCUUGUAUUUAUAUGUAUAAAGUUCAGUCCGUUUAUUGAUAGUGAGAAGCUGAGUGCGAAGGAUUUGACGAUAUCGCUCAGUGUGAACAGUGUUUUGAUAGCAUUGAAUAUUGUUCUGGUCGUCGGUCUACAUAGGGAAGUGGCGGCAUUGAUCAAGGCGUACUGUUGGCUACUCGUUGUACUGCAAGUGAUGUUCGCUGUUCUCACGUUCGCCCUAGUGUUCAGAGCUGUGCUACAGCAUCUCUAUUGGCUAAUACUUCUAUAUUUGGGGAUUUUCUUCUUAUUUACAGUGUAUAAUUUUGGAGUGAUAAUGUACACAAGAAGCGCCUACAUUCAAAUGAAAGAGUAAGAACAUAGAACAACGCGAACUCGGGUGUACUAAGAAGAAUGACCAACUAAUGAACAUGCUUAGACAGCGCGACUUUUUACCGUGAGCUCACGACGAGCUUCCAGCGGUAAUACCCUGAUUACACCUGCCGAGUAGACCGGCCGGGUGCUAGCCGUUCAUUGGUCGACGGUCGGGGGAUACUGUCUCACCAGUCUCCCUGCCGAGUAGAGUGGCCGAGUGCUAGCCGUUCAUUGGUCCACGAUCGAGGGAUACGUCCAGUUCGUCAGUACGCCAGUAGGUAUAUAGAAUGCGUGGCUCGACUAGAGUUUUGUCGCGUUUGCCUCGUCUGUGGAGAUCCACUUACUCCGUGGAAGCCACGUUCAGACACGCAUUCACACGAUGAGAACUGUGGUAAAACGAUAUAGGUACAAGGUACAGUUUGAUCUGUAUCCAGAAGCUUGGUUUUAUAAAUGCAACUAGCAAUCAUUGUUAUUGUCAAUAGCAAUAAAAGUAUUAAUAAAGGUUUAAAUAAAGAGGUUCUUAGUGUAGGUAUAUGAACGUUUUUAAAUAUUUUAUUCAAUAAAUAAAUGGUUGACUAUAUAGUGAGUGCCUAAAAAAAUAAAUUUUAUAAUACAACAAUAAUAAAAUUAUUUUUUCUCUUCUUCUAUCUCCAAAUAAGCACCUCUUACACGACAUGCUAAUAAAUAGAAACCAACUGCAACAAAGGUAGUCCAUUAAUAUGUUAUCUUUUAUUCGUAGCAGAUUACUACAAAAUACUAUUUCGCACACACAUAUUACACUCAUGGGCAAUGAAAAGGUUAAACUGAGAAAAUCAUCAAAUUACU